CUUUUAAAUGCGCUCUGCGAUAAGUGGACAGAUUUGGGAUUUUGCCAUAUAAAUAUCAAAUCAUUGCACGAUCUUCAUACAAUUCAAUUGUUUUACCGGUGAAAGCAACAUGCGUCUUAUUAUUGCAACCCUUGCUCUGGUGUUCGUGGCCACUGUGGAUGCCGGAUUGUCGCGUCCUAGUAAUGUCUACUUGCCGCCAGCUGUUGUGCAGCGUCCAGUUGUCACCAGCUACCGCCCAGCACCACAAGUGAUCACCACUGUGCAACGUCCCGCAGUUCAAGAAGUCGAUUACACUGCACCCAUUGUUGACACUACACCAAUCAGGCAUGUGCUGCGUCAACAGCAAGUCUACUCUGCUCCAACUGUUAUCUCUGCACCAGUGAAGCAAGUGGUGCGCCAGCAAAGAGUUUACUCGUCUCCCAUUGUUGUCUCUAAUCCAGUGAAGCAGGUGGAUUACACUGCUCCCAUUGUUGACACAACUCCCUUGAGGCAAGUGGUGCGCACUCAGCAGGUUUACGGCACUCCAGCUGUUCAGCAAGUGGUGCGCCCCGAGAACGUUUAUCUGCCUCCUGUUGCUGUUCAGCGUCCGGUGGUCCAGCAAGUGGUACGCCAGCAACGUGUCAUCGAAGCUCCAAUUUCAAUUCAGCGUCCAGUGGUGCAGCAAGUCGUGCGUCAGCAACGCGUUAUCGAAGCUCCAGCAAUCGUUCAACGUCCAGUGGUACACCAACAGCGAAUCAUCGAAGCUCCAGCAAUCGUUCAGCGUCCGGUGGUGCAACAAGUCGUGCGUCAACAGCGAGUCAUCGAAGCACCAGCAAUCAUUCAGCGUCCGGUGGUGCAACAAGUCGUGCGUCAGCAACGAGUAAUUGAGUCUCCCAUUGCCAAUUACGGUGUGGUGGAGCAGCCAAGGAACACUUACUUGCCACCAUCAGCUGGCAUCGAUUUGAGGAGCAGCUUUGCAGACAGGCGUUAACUGGUUUCACGGUUUAUCCCACAAUCACGGAGUAUACCGCAUAUGUAUAUUCAAAUGCUAAUUUUGUUUGUUGAUGGAAUCACAGAUGUUCUGGAAAUGCAGAAAUAUUUCGGGUUUAUUAGCAUUCAGCCAAAGUUGGCAGACAAAUAAAGAGAAAACGACAUAAGCAAAA
This is a messenger RNA of Drosophila albomicans, 1142 nucleotides long. RefSeq names its product serum response factor-binding protein 1-like. Lineage: Eukaryota; Metazoa; Arthropoda; Insecta; Diptera; Drosophilidae. The record is from RefSeq and is a predicted model, not a curated record. Bases 110 to 970 code for a protein of 286 amino acids. The transcript is spliced from 2 exons.